Zymoseptoria tritici IPO323 is the source of this 612-nucleotide messenger RNA. RefSeq lists its product as uncharacterized. The transcript has 3 exons. NCBI's taxonomy places the organism in Eukaryota, Fungi, Ascomycota, Dothideomycetes, Mycosphaerellales, Mycosphaerellaceae. Bases 1 to 612 code for a protein of 203 amino acids. The record is from RefSeq and is a predicted model, not a curated record.
AUGAAACAAGCACAGCCACGACGACGACGACCGCAAGGACGAGCGGAGACGGUGCUGCACGACCUCGAAGCCCUCUUCGAGCGAACCCUGCGAGUGGACACUGACAUCCUCCGCGCCAUGCUCCGCGAUGUCGAAUUCAAGAAAGACCUCGAUGCCCUCUCCGACCCGGACCUCCAACCCGACGAGCAAGACCGCUAUACCCAACACCGCGCCAGCUGGACCGCCGUCGUCGGCGAAUGCCGACAAGUCAGCGACUCCACCGCCGCUACGGGCGCCCGUCUGGAGGCAUUCUGCCUGGACCUCGAAACAAAACUCGCCUUCUACCACUCUAACUGCUUCCCCGGUCCCCUCCGCCAACUCGUUACCCUCCUCUCCCGAGUCUGCCACCACCCCUUCCGCACGCGUAGGGACGAGUGCUACCCCGACAUCGUCCGCGCCAGCCUCGCCGUCUCCCGCGUCGUCAAGUCCCUACGAGCGCUUCACAAGGAGACGCACUACGAGACCCUCAGCCACCGCGGAGAAAGAGACCCUGCCAUUCGCUUCUCCAUCCUACGAACGACAACACAACUUCACAAGGAGACGCACUACGAGACCCUCAGCCAUCGCAGAUAA